AUGGUUGUCGAUCUUUCACGCACCAUCGACCAGCAGCUCUACCUCACCACCCAGCAGUGCCUGAUCCAGAUACAAAACGGGCACGGUGAGAGCACAGCCGGGAGCCGGGGGAGAAGCCUUCUUCUCUCGGCCUUGAGCGCGCCGUCGAUACCUGCUGCCGAGGAGUCGGUGCUGGUCGAUGUGUUUGACGCUCUGGACGUGCGAGAUGACGGGGCCGGGAGAACUGACAGACGCCGUGGGCCUGGGGGAUCGUCUGGACUGGAGAGAGAGGCGCGAAGCCCGGUGGCUCGUGAGCAAUGGGAGGAAGAGGCAAGGUACUUUGAGGAUGUGGAGGGACGCAACUACUUGCAGUUGGGCAAAUCAGGUCGGCCUCUGCACUGGGCUAGGGCUACGGUCGAAGAUGGGAAGGAGACAGGGCUGAGGAGUGGAGGUUCAGGCCUGGGCACCGCAAGCGAUUCCUCGAGUGAGGAGAGUAUCAUCGCGACUCCGAUGGGACCGGUAGCAACGAGAAGCGAGAGAGAAGCGCGGAGCACAGAAGACGCUGCUGCGUCAGGACCACAAUCUAAAGCGGAUAUUACCCAUGGGCCCAAACCACCAUCAGCACUCCAAGACCACCCGCGCCCACCACCAGUGAUAGUUGCACCAGUAGAGAUGAUCAACAUACCACCCAUCUCACCACCCCCAGCAGCCACCAGCCCCAACCAAGCUCGCCCCCUCCUCCCAUCUGCCCUCCUACCACGGUCCCUCCGCCACCGCCGCGGCCCUGACAACGACGACGACAACCCCUUGCCCCAGAUCACCACCAUCACCCUCCUCACCGAGGACCUCCACGGCACAAUCGAGUUCUACGACCAAGUCUUCACGAUGUCCGCGCUCGUGCACGAGGAUGCCGUGUCAGCCACGUACGAGUUCAACGGCGGGCAGCUGCUGGUUGUACUCCUCGACGGCCACGAGGCGCGCGAGAAGAGUGCGUUUGGGCCUGGCGUGGACGUGGGUCGCGGAAAGGUAGAAGGCCUAGCAGGCACGGGCACGAGUAGGAGUAAUGGCAAGAGGGUUAUGCUGAGCGUGCUGGUGGGCAGUGUGGAUGACGUGUGGCGACGGCUUCAGGCCAAAGGGGCAAUCAGGGGGAUGGAGGGGCUUAGUAGGCCGACGAAGACGGGGCUGGGGAGAAGGGCGGUUACGUUUAUUGAUCCGGGAGGGCAUACUUGGGAGGUGUGGGAGAAGAUUGGGAGGUGA
Molecule: messenger RNA, 1236 nt
Organism: Cryphonectria parasitica EP155
Lineage: Eukaryota; Fungi; Ascomycota; Sordariomycetes; Diaporthales; Cryphonectriaceae
Exons: 2
Coding region: 1-1236 (411 amino acids)
Source: RefSeq, a predicted model, not a curated record